AUGUUUGGUCUUGAUACUGCUGGAAAAAGAACUAUGCUUUAUAUAUCAAAACUUGCCGAAGUCAUAACAACAAUAUCAACAAUUGGUCUCAAUAUUGAAACAGUAUCAGCAGUUGUUUUUGUUGUCGAUUCAAAUGAUCGUGAUAGAAUCGACGAAGCAUGUAACGAAUUACAUGAGAUGGCAAAUGAAGAAUUAUUAAAAAAUUUAUCUAUUCUCAUAUUUGCUAAUAAACAAGAUUUACCAAAUGCUUUAACAUUUGAUGAAAUCAAAGAAAAACUAAACUUAUCAAAAUUAGAUGAAAUGAAAUCAAAAUGGUAUUUACAACCUUCAAUAGCUAUUACGUCAGCAGUUAUUUUUGUUGUCGAUUCAAAUGGUCGUAAUAGAAUCGACGAAGCAUGUGACGAAUUACAUGAGAUGGCAAAUAAAGAAUUAUUAAAAAAUUUAUCUAUUCUCAUAUUUGCUAAUAAACAAGAUUUACCAAAUGCUUUAACAUUUGAUGAAAUCAAAGAAAAACUAAACUUAUCAAAAUUAGAUGAAAUGAAAUCAAAAUGGUAUUUACAACCUUCAAUAGCUAUUGUAGGUGAAAGUAUUCAUGAAGGUUUUGAAUAG
Molecule: messenger RNA, 609 nt
Organism: Rotaria sordida
Lineage: Eukaryota; Metazoa; Rotifera; Eurotatoria; Philodinida; Philodinidae
Source: the annotation of a GenBank genome assembly